Messenger RNA from Spodoptera littoralis (African cotton leafworm), 711 nucleotides. NCBI's taxonomy places the organism in Eukaryota, Metazoa, Arthropoda, Insecta, Lepidoptera, Noctuidae. The record is from the annotation of a GenBank genome assembly.
CGCAAACCGCACAGUUCGGUGUUCGGGAAAAGUGUAAAAUAUAUUUCUAACACGCCAAAACUUUUUAAAACUCAAACAUUUUAUAUUUACCCGCAAAGUUUUUAACAGAACUUGGGGAACACUGAUAUCGAUUUCGUUGCUCCAUAAUUUUGGAUUAAAAAACCGAACUGUCAACUGUCAGAAAGCGCGCCAACACAGAUUAAAUAAUUUUCAAUUUAAAUACAGAUUAAAAAUCAAUUUUCCGCUCUCAGAAUGAUGAAGAAAGUGAUCGUAAUUUUGACGUUAUUAGUGUGUUGUUAUUGUUUGGAAAGCAAUGAACAAUUACCGGAGGAAGCGAGGGCGAAGAAAAAGAAAGGAACCUUAAGACUUUUGGCAAUCGCAGCGCUUGUAGUGCUAUCAAAGCUGGCAGUAGUAAAAGUGGCAUCAUUCUUCUUCCUGGUGGCGUUUUUCCAAAAAGUCUUCUAUUUGGGGGGAGUACUCCUCAAUUACUACAUGAAGAACCAAUCGGGUCCUUCUGGCUCCUCAAUGAUGUACGGUCCUCCCCAGGAGUACAACACUGUUGGGUAUAGCUAUGAGCCUGGAGAACCAGAGCCGUUCCAACCUCAGGAUUCUCUACCUAAUAUUGCUGAUGUCAGCAAUGGGUUUAAUUGGUUGUUUAGCAAGACUCAACCUUAGAUUUUUAAUGUCUGGACUGUUUUUUGAUUGUACUUC